AUGGCGGCAGAGGCUAACGUUAUCUACAAGUGUGCAGAUUGUGGCAUAUGUUUUGCAAUCAAAUCUACAUUUGAUGCUCACAAAUGUACAGACACUUCCAGUUCAUCUGAAAGGUUAACCAUGCCACGCAGAAGAUACUGGAAGAAGUCGAUAGUGAAAGUGCAACCUGUUUUACAGACUGACGUGACUGAGGAUACUGGCCUCAUUCAAAACAGUAUCAGAGACAUAGACAUGACUGAGGAUACUGGCCUCAUUCAAAACAGUAUCAGAGACCUAACAAGUGACUUGACUGAGGAUACUGGCCUCGCAAAAUCUGAUCGGAAAAAACCUCCAAUGGAAAAACAGGAAAUGCUGCACAAAAAUGCUCCUGACAAAAGGAAAAAGAGAAAGAUACCGACAGCAAAAUUGAGAUAUUCUUGCCAAAAGCCAAAUAACGGAAAAAGGAAAUGUUUCUGGUUUGCAAGUUCCGAAUGGAAAAAGCGUCCUUUUGACUUGCACAACUAUUCAAAAGUUCAAAAAGAACUAAGUGCAAACAAGAUGAAAGAAAUUGGUGACCAACAUUGUUUCCGCGAGCAAGAAAGUUCAUGCAAGGAUGAAAAAAAUGAACAAAGAAAGAUUUACAAUAGGAAUUACAAAAGAAUGCAAAGAAGUGAUAAAUAUUUCAAAUUGAAAGAGGCACAAAAGAGAACAAAAACCAGGGCUGAAAAUGAUUUUAGAAGUAAUGAAAGAACAAAGGAAAUGUAUUGCAAGAGAAAGGCUAGGUUUGAUGAUGCAUACAAACACAAAGAGAAACUUCAAGAAAAAGAAAGUAAAAAAAAAGCUAGACUUGAUGAUCAGUUCAGAAGUAAAGAAAAAAUCUGGGAAAAACAAACAAAAACAAAAACAAGAUCUGAUGAUGACUACAGGUUUAAAGAGAAACUUAAAGAAAGAGAAUGCAAAAAGAGAGCUAGACUUGAUGAUGAAUACAGAAGUAAAGAAAAAAACUGGGAAAAACAAACCAAAACAAAAACAAGAUCUGAUGAUGACUACAGGACUAAAGAGAAACUUAAAGAAAGAGAAUGCAAAAAGAGAGCUAGACUCGAUGAUGAAUACAGAAGUAAAGAAAAAAUCUAG
Molecule: messenger RNA, 1113 nt
Organism: Pecten maximus
Lineage: Eukaryota; Metazoa; Mollusca; Bivalvia; Pectinida; Pectinidae
Product: peptidyl-prolyl cis-trans isomerase G-like
Exons: 6
Coding region: 1-1113 (370 amino acids)
Source: RefSeq, a predicted model, not a curated record